Lithohypha guttulata is the source of this 2112-nucleotide messenger RNA. It is a transcript of the gene MET13, whose product is annotated as methylenetetrahydrofolate reductase (NAD(P)H) met13. Gene Ontology annotation, cellular component: cytosol. Bases 1 to 2112 code for a protein of 703 amino acids. The record is from RefSeq and is a predicted model, not a curated record. The transcript is spliced from 2 exons. Gene Ontology annotation, molecular function: FAD binding; methylenetetrahydrofolate reductase [NAD(P)H] activity. Gene Ontology annotation, biological process: tetrahydrofolate interconversion. Lineage: Eukaryota; Fungi; Ascomycota; Eurotiomycetes; Chaetothyriales; Trichomeriaceae.
AUGGCUCUGAGUCUGUUGUAUUUGAGCCAAACCCGAAGGAAAAACAAAGUCAAACGGCCGACCACCAUACUUCUUGACCUUACAGACUAUCAGACCAUACCUCCUCCAGAUUCUCCUCUCGUUGCCACCAAGAUGCACAUCUCACAGAAGCUGGCCCACAACCAGGCGGCCUCGAAGCCAUCCUUCUCCUUCGAGUUCUUCCCACCAAAAACCGCCCAAGGUGUUCAAAACCUCUACGACCGGAUGGACCGCAUGCACGACCUUGGUCCAGCUUUCAUAGACGUCACUUGGGGUGCUGGCGGCCGGCACUCUCAAUUAACCUGCGAGAUGGUCAACGCUGCACAGACAAGAUACGGCCUGGAGACAUGUAUGCACUUGACCUGCACAGACAUGGAGAAAGAGAAGCUCGACGGAGCCCUGGAACUGGCAUACCGGGCUGGUUGCAAGAACAUACUCGCCCUACGAGGGGAUCCUCCACGAGACGCUGAAAAGUGGGAAGCUAAGAGUUUGGAAUUCCGUUAUGCAAUAGACUUGGUGAAAUAUAUCAAGAAGAACUACGGCGAUCACUUCGAUAUUGGCGUGGCUGGUUAUCCGGAAGGUUGCGAGGACGACACUGACCCAGAGCUGCUGAUGGACCAUCUGAAGCAAAAGGUUGACGCAGGCGGCACCUUCAUCGUGACGCAGAUGUUCUAUGAUGCUGAUAACUUCCUCAACUGGGUCGGCAAAUGCAGAGACAAAGGUAUCAAAGUGCCGAUUAUACCUGGAAUCAUGCCAAUUUCGACCUAUGCAGCUUUUGAACGACGUGUCAAGUGGGUAAAUUGUCAAAUACCUCAAGUCUGGUUUGACAAACUCGAUCCUGUCAAAAACGACGAUAGUGCGGUCCGGGAUGUCGGGAAAGACCUAGUGGUGGAGAUGUGCAGAAAGCUUCUAGAUGCUGGCAUUCUGCACCUGCACUUCUACACUAUGAAUCUUGCUCAAGCAACGCAAAGAAUCCUUGAUGACCUGAACCUCACGCCUGAAGUCACAGGCACACCACUUGAGAAGCCCUUGCCUUGGCGGCAAUCUCUUGGCAAGAAUAGGCGAGAGGAGACCGUCCGACCUAUCUUCUGGCGCAACAGAAACGUCAGCUAUAUUGCACGAACUGCUGAGUGGGACGAGUUUCCAAACGGCCGAUGGGGUGAUUCUCGUUCUCCUGCAUUUGGUGAGCUCGAUGCUUACGGUGUUGGCUUGAAAGGGACAAACGAUGCCAACAUGAAAUUAUGGGGACGACCAAAGUCCCUGCGUGAUGUUACGAGUCUCUUCACAACCUAUCUACAGGGUGGUCUUGACCGUCUUCCAUGGUGUGAGGGCAAGAUCUCAUCUGAAGCUGACAGCCUCAAGGAUCAUUUGCUAGACAUCAAUCGCCGCGGGUUGCUAAGUAUCAAUUCGCAGCCUGCGGUCAACGGCUUUCCUUCGAACCAUCCUGUGCAUGGUUGGGGUCCUAAGGGAGGAUAUGUGUACCAGAAAGCAUAUCUCGAACUCCUCGUGUUUCCCAGUGUAAUCGACAAGGUUCUGGAACGGUUAGAAGCCAACCCAAACCUGACAUAUUACGCAGUCAACAGGGAAGGGACUCUGAAGACGAACACCAAGGACGAAGGACCAAAUGCCGUGACUUGGGGUAUCUUUCCCAACCGUGAAGUAGUGCAGCCUACUAUAGUCGAAACAGUCUCGUUCUUAGCCUGGAAGGACGAAGCUUUUAGGCUAGGAGAAGAUUGGAGCAAGUGCUACCCAGCAGGAUCUGGUACGAGACGCUUGAUCUCCAGAAUCAUGGACGAGUGUUAUCUCAUGAACAUCGUGGACAACGACUUCCACAAGACCAACGAGAUCUUCAAGGUAUUCGAAGGUCUCGAGGUCAGCGACAUCGAUCUAGUAUUCGAAGACGAACUCGCGAACGUGAAUGGCCAUAUAGAGCCAAAUGGGGAACUGAGCAAGGACGAUGGAGCACGAGACAUAGUCAACGGAGACACGAAGAUGGACAACUUGAGCUUGACAAAUGGAGAGCAAAACAAGAUGCCAGUCCAAACAGCAGGCGAAGCACUGAAAGUCAAUGGCAUAAAUGGUUCGGCGCACUGA